GCUCUGAGCUGCACCGACUCGAGCGGCUCGCUAGCUUACGUCACAUCCGGCCGAGCCCACCUUGGACCGCUGCGAGGUACGGCUCGCCUUUCCGCGCCCUGACUCUGCGUCUAGGGGACGUCUUCAGUUGGAGCACCCAACGCGAGGAGAGUCCCGUGGGCUCACGCGUGCUCACGGAAUCUCCCCCGCCCCGAGUGGCGCGGUCUGGCCUGCCCUCGGCGCCGCUCGAGUUAACUCGCUUUUCCCCACGGGCCGGAGGCGCCCGUCGGGACCCCUUCGGGAGCUGUGGCGGUUUGCUUUAAACGUGCGUUUUCCUGGAGUGGAGUUGUGCCUUCACGCUUCUGUGCACUUGGCUUUCCUUUCUUGGAGGGCCUGCCCGUGUCCCCCUCCCCCCGCACCCCCCACCUGUUCCCGACCUCGUCGCCCCAGGGCGGGCUGCAGGUCCUCGGUCUCUGGCGACUCUUAGCAUUAUUUGCAUGCGGUAAUUUCACGUGUGCUAGUUUCUCGAAAGUUCUUUUUUUCUAAAGAUCCCAGGGUGUGGAGCCCUGCUGAGCACAGUGAUCUGACAGUCCCUUUAAUGACAUCUGUUUAAGUUACAAUCUCAGAUUUCGGUUUUACAAAUGUUAAUUGAAUACUGACGCCUUUCCCAAAGUUUUUAUUUAUUUUGAGAGAAUCCCAAGGAGGCUCUGCACUGUCAGGCAGAGCCUGAGCCUGAUGCGGGCCUCGAACUCCUAAACCAUGGGAUCAUGACCAGAGCCAGAACCAAAAGCCAGAUGCUUAACCGACAGAGCCGCCCAGGCGCCCCUGAAUGCUGACGGUUUAACCCAUUUCAAAAACCAAGUUGAUCAAAGUUACAUUGAACAGAUGGACUCCCAGCCUUGUCCCCAUGUGGUUCCAUCCCUGCUGCUGCCUACCGGUAACCUUAUAUUCGUUUCCCGGCCAUCUUUCCAGUGUUUCCUUAUGCAAGCAUAAGCAAAUACACUUUUACUUCUUUCUCAUGGAAAUGUAGCAGAUUAUAUUGUUGUGUCCUUCACCUCGCACUGCCACCAGCUUAUUAAACGAAUGUGGUGGAGAUUUUUCCUUAUCAAAAAGAACUUCCUCUCUUUUUUCCAGAUAGUAUGGCAUUGUGGAAUGUCCCAUAGUUUAUUUACCGAUGCCCUACUGAUAAGACUUAGGUUAUUUCCAGCUGUUUUUUGUACAGACAGCACUGCACUGAAUAACCUUAUUUAUAUGUCCUACUUGUGUAGGUGAAACUGGAGAGGAAAUUCUCAGAAGUGUGAAUACACUGGAGCAACUCCAUGCAAGUUGAGUGAGUCACUUAGCACUCUCACCAGUAAUGGGUGAGCUCAGUCUUCUAAGUAUGUCAGGUUCUUGACAUUUCAGUUUAGAUGUUAAAAACAUGAUUAUUUUCAAGAAAUAACUUCCAUUCCUUUGUUCGUUCACGAAGCACUUGAAUAGGUUUCAUGAGAUCCUUACAAUGGUGGUGAGCACGGUUUUUGUUUAAUUUUAAGAAUUGUAAGUAGAUUUCUUCAUGCACCACUGCGUUGUGCAAAAAUUUUUGACUAUCUUUAAUCUUUUGGCAUUUGAAAAAGACAUUUGGGGAGUUCUGGAAUGACUUCGUCUUUGACAAUUUGCCAAGGAAGCAGGCAAAAGCCACCCGGUUUUAGUUUUGAGUAUGGUGGGGAAAGAGGCAAGUGGUCAGAUGUGUUUCAAAAAGGUGGGAUUUUAGGUAGUUGGAGGAAGACCCAAGAGAAGAUGGGCUGUUGGGUUCCAGUCCCCAUAGCAUGGGGAGACAGUAAGGAGACAUCCAUGCCGGUGGCCUGCUGUCGUGCGAGGUAGGACAGAAAAAGGGAAAGGCAGAUGGUUUUAGUUAAAGGGAAAGAGGGAAUGAACCUGACUGAGCACUCCUGAGACAUCUGCAUCACCAACAGGAUCUGAAAUCGACCUGGGUCAGUAUCAGUGUUUAUCCAAUGAAUACAUCACACACAGCGUUCACAACUAAAGUAUUACUUUUGGUAGAUUGGAUUAUCUUUUAGAAAUGUUCACUCUCUCCUCUUUGACCUGCAUGAGUGGGGGAUACUCCCUGCCCGUUGACUUUGCGUUUGCCCUUGUUUUCGCUAAUAGAAUGUCAACAGUCGAGGCCCGAUGAAAGUUCUGAAAAGCACUGACCUGCUGAUCAGGCGUGCUCUCUAGGAGUUUUCCGCUGCCGUCGGAAGAGCUUUCCUCCAGGGCCGCUGCUGCCCCUUCAACCCGGGUUUCAGAAUGAACACAGGUGGAACAGAGCUGCCUCGGCCAACCCGCACCUGCACCUGAAGGAGUCACCGUAGCCAAAUGGUGCCCAGUAGCUCAGAUUUUGUUACACCUCAGCUCAGUGAUUCAACUUUAAAAGAUUUAUAAUGAAAACCAGCAGUCUUCUGACUCAGGCCUUCCUACCCCUCAGCCCUGCUUUCCAGAGGCAAAUACUUUCAGCUCCUUAAAUUAUUUCCUGUAGUUCUGUGAAUACGGUUGACCCUCGGACAACAUACACGUGAACUGCGUGCGUCUGCUUGUGCUCGGGUUUUUUUCAAUGGACGCAGUUCAGUACUCUGAAUAUUUUCUCUAAUGAUUUAACAUUUUGUAUUCGCUAGGUUUAUUACAAGGCUACAGUACAUAUAAAAUAUAACAAACAAAAUAUGUUAACUGACUGUUAUCAGGUUUCCCCCAUCAACUGUAGACUAUUAACAGUUAAGUCUUGGGGCACCCAGGUGGCUCAGUGGGUUAAGCGUCCGACUUCGGCUCAGGUCGAGAUCUCGCAGUCCGUGAAUUUGAGCCCUACAUCGGGCUCUGUGCUGACAGCUCAGAGCCUGGAGCCUAUUUCAGAUUCUGUGUCUCCCUCUCUCUGACCCUCCCCCAUUCAUGCUCUGUCUCUCUCUGUCUCAAAAAUAAAUAAACGUUAAAAAAAAUUUUUUUAAAAAAGGAAUUGUUAAAAAAAAAACAAACAGUUAAGUCUUCCCCGGAGUCAAAAGUUACAUGUGCAUUUCUGACUGCCUAAGGGGACAGGGGGUGUCAGUGCCCCUAACCCUUGUAUUUUUCCGAGAGCCAAGUGUAUUUUUAAAUAAUACUCUAAUACUGUUGUUUCUCCUUCUUGGUUUUAGACAUUGUAUAUUGACUUCCUGGAAAACAUACUUUCCAUUUGACAGAUGCAGAGGUUGAGGGUCCGGAGGGGUGAAAUGACUGUAAAAGGUCCUGCAGAACCUUGGUUAAAUUCUCAUACCAAAUUUCACACUCUGCCACCAUAAACUCUUAUCAGUAUUAGUAGGUCCACAACACUCAUGACACUCUCUUAACUUUCUAGUUCAUACCUAUUUCGCAUCACACAUUUGCAGAAUAAAACAAAAAAAAAAUUAAACCAUUCACAAAAAAAUAAUUGCUCUAUUACUGGUAGCGAAGAGGCCUCCUAAUUAAGUCCUUUAUUUCCGGGCAGAAAAACCUCAUUCUAUUCACUUCUUUUAUUCGGUAUUUGACAAGUCUUUAUGCACAAAUACCAGCUAAAGGACUGGCUGUUUUCAAGGAGCUUAAAAUCAGUUUCAAUUUAUAGCAGUUGCAACAUUUAAUUAAAAGAUACUGUUCCGCCUUGCUGAGCUCAAAAUCCAACAAUGGAGAAAUGAUGUCGAUAAUGUUAGUGACGGAGUUCAGGACAUGCUAUCUCCAAAUAUGUCACGUUGGCACAUUAUUUUGACUUAAAGGCAUUUUUUGUUUUUUAAUUUUUUUUAACUUUAUUUCUUUUGAGACGGGGAGAAAGCAUUUGAGCACAGGUCGGGGAGGGGCAGAGAGUGGGAGAGAGAAUUCCAAGCAGGCUCCACAGUGUCAGUUUAAGCCCACAAACUGUGGGACCAUGACAUGAGCCGAAGUCAAGAGUCGGACGCUUAACUGACUGAGCCACCCAGGCACCCCGAGUUACAGGCAUUUUUGUAAACAACAGGUGCAAGAAAGGUGCUCAGCUUCCCAUUUUUUCUUCCUGAAAGCGGAAGGUGAAAUCCCAGCACCAGGAGGAAAGAAACCUCGUCAGAGAGGAACUUGAGUCUGGAAGAAUUUUCACACAGAGACCUUAAAAUAACUUCCUUGAGCCUUCCCUGUUUUAUUUUAGUUGCUUUGCCACAAUAGCCACAAUUGUUCAACCCCGUAUGUAAACAUUUAGCUUUUGUCCCUUCUUUGUGUCAUUUUCUCAUGAAAGCCCCUGGGUCAUGUAACACACUAAGUUUGUGUACUUUUGUCCUGUUAACCUUUUUUUGUGAAUUUAGUUCUCAGGCUCUGCCAGAGAGCCUAAGGAGGCAAAACUUUCGCCUGCCCAACGUUAACAGGCCACCAGUGGCCAUUCUGAUCCUAAUUCCAAAAAACAACUCUCCCCCAAAUUAGCCUGAUCACCAUAAAUAGCAAAGAAACUGCUGCCAGGUUUUCAUGCCUCAUAUUUCGCAUCUCAUCUCAGUAAAAGACUCUUUCUAUUAAUGUGAAUGUAUCUUUUAUGUCACUGAUAGUACCUAUUUAGCAUUUUGUCUUUUGUUUACUUAUUAUGUGUCUUCCUCUAAUCCUGUGAACUCAGUAGGACCUUCCUGUCUCGGUCCAUAGCAUCUAUCACAGUCCCUGGCACACAGCCGGUGCUCAAUACUUGCUAAGCAUUAUCUUAACUUCACCUAGAUGUUCCUUGCUUUGACUAUCGCUGUAGGCUAACACUUUGUAAUACAACACUACAGUUAACAACGUGGCUCCAACCAAUUUCUGAUCCCUAUUUUAAUCUUAGUCUCCACGUCUAAUUCAUUUCACCGCACAGCGAACAGGAACUUUUAUGGACAGUGGAUAAGCCCACUUAGUGUACGUGGGGGCACCCACGGUGAACACGUUUUGGCAAGCUUUGGCACGCCCGCGUAGUGCUGUGGAUCCGCUGGCUUCGGCCGCGCGCGCCCAUGUAGGAGAUGACAAUCAACAGAAGUUCCCUCUAACUGGAAUGCCAUCUGCUUCCCACGCCAGCCUUUCAAGCCUUUCUCCAUCCUGCAAAACCCCGUUCCCUUGUCAAGCGCUCCAGGAGAAGAGACAGAGACAGAGAGCAAGCAGGAGAGGGGCAGAGAGAGAGGGAGAAUCCGAAGCUGGCUCCAGGCUCUUGAGCUGUCGGCACAGAGCCCCAUGCGGGGCCCGAACCCACGCACGCGAGAUCAUGACCUGAGCCGAAGUCGGAGGCUCCAUCGACUGAGCCAUCCAGACAAGUUGGCUUUUUAAAUAUUUGGUGACACUGGGCAGCCUACCCGGGUUCUCCGUGCUCCGGUCCUCUCAUCUGUAAAGUAGGGACAGAGGCUGUUGGAAGAUGCCUGAAUGUACUCUGAUGGUCUGGAAAUGUUUAAAUGGGUGGUGAAGACACAUAACUCGUAAAUUACUAUCUGUUUGCUCCAUACAAUUUCUUUCUCUUGCCUUCAUUUCACUUGUUGAGAACUUCACAUAAUCCGUGCUUUGCUGACAGUACUGACUUGAAGGAGUAAAAGAAUAAAAUAUAAUUGUACUCAAAGAACACAGACUUUAUAUGCGUGUGAUGUAAAUUGUAAAUGUGAAUAUGCAGAAUUUUUCAAUUCAAAUUAUUUUUUGUUUUCGAAAAGUUAUUCUACUAAAAGCUUUAAAGUUAUUAAAAUAAAAUUAUAAUUGAUACAUGUCAAAUAUCUAAAAUUAUUUAAAUAUAUCUGAGGCUUUUUAUUUUUGAAAUGUAAUUAAAUUCCAUUAAAUAUUUUUCACAGAAAUUUAAACCUCUGCAAUUCUGAGGUUCAAUGUCCUUCUUGUUGAUUUUAGUAAAGAACCAAUAUUAAAAUUCUUUUCUUAAAAAUGUUCAUUUAUUUAUUUAAGUAAGCUCUGUGCCCAACAUGGGGGCUCUGACUUCGGCUCAGGUCACAAUCUCACGGUUCGUAGGUUUGAGCCCCGUGUCGGGCUCUGUGCCGACAGCUCGGAGCCUGGAGCCUGCUUCGGAUGCUGUGUCUCCCUCUUUCUCUGUCCCUCCCCUGCUCGCGCUGUCUCUCUCUCUCUCUGCCUCUCUCUCUCUCAAAAAUAAAUCAAACAUAAAAAAAAAUAAUACGGGGGGCGCCUGGGUGGCGCAGUCGGUUAAGCGUCUGACUUCAGCCAGGUCACGAUCUCGCGGUCCGUGAGUUCGAGCCCCGCGUCAGGCUCUGGGCUGAUGGCUCGGAGCCUGGAGCCUGUUUCCGAUUCUGUGUCUCCCUCUCUCUCUGCCCCUCCCCCAUUCAUGCUCUGUCUCUCUCUGUCCCAAAAAUAAAAUAAAAACGUUGAAAAAAAAAUUUUUUUUUUAAAAAUAAAAAAAAAAAUACGAAUUAAUGUUGCAAAGGCUUCCUCAGACUUCGUGUGCGACUGUUACAAAUCCUGUGCUGAUUCACAAGGACUUUCAGAACUACAGGAACAUAAAUAGGACCAAGAAGAUGGACACUUGGGACUUCUGGAAACUACACUGGCCACAAUAUUCUUGCAAAAUAAUAGAUUAUGUGGGAAUCGGUUACGUGUCAGGUAUUCGAGACGGAUUUGGCUUUGCUGCUCGCAGCACGCUGGGGCUCACUGUGUCUGCGCUCUGAGGCUAGUCGCCCAGCAUGGGGAUGCUGUCGCCAUGUGAUUCUACGCCCUAGACCGAGAGUGGUGGGGAAGUGUUUAUCUUGAUGAGCUCAGAUAGUGUGUGCAUCAGGUGAACUACAGAAUCUGCCCAUGACGGUUUUUAUCAAAGAAGAAUGUGGUGACACGAACAGAGGACAAUUCCUUAAACACCGGAAUCAAGCUGUGCGGAGCCUUCAGUGGAUUAAUUCUGAAAAUGGUGGAUUUUGUGUAACAUGAGCUGGUCAAGCUAGCCUUGAGAAUCUUUUCUCUAGGUAAAGACUUUUGUGUCACUGGCGCCGCUUGAAACAGGGAGCUAACUGCUGUGCUGGGAAAUGACAGACGUCACUUUUCAGAGGAGGCAGUGUGUCUGCCCACAGACUAUCCAGAACGUAGCUCCGUGAGCAGCACUGAGUUAAAUGAAAAUACAGUCCAGUUAAAUGUCAUGCUGCAGUGUUAAACCCAGAGCACCACAUGUAAAUGAGGAGGUCACCUGGUUAGAUCGUGACUUUGAAAGUGUUAGGUGAUCAGCAGUGUCAUUUUUAUGCGGUAUGAAACUCCCACGGGGCGAACUCUGAUGAAGUCGCUGCAGGGGAUCCCACAAUGACCACAGGUAUGCACCCGGGAACUGAAAACCUGCUCGUACAAAAACGUGUACACAAAUAUUCAUGGCGACAUUAUUCAUAGUAGUCAAAAGUGGAACAAUUCAAAUGUCCAUCGACUGAUGAAUGGCUAGACAACAUGCGGACCUCAGUGCGGCGGAAUAUUACGCAGCUGUGAAAAAGAAUGAAGUCCUGAUACACGCAAGGACUGCCGUUCUAAUAAUGAUGAUGAUAUCAACUCCUGGGGGUCUUCUGAGGACCGUAUUCAUUAAAGGGCUUAUGCAAUGCCUGGUACAUCAGUGCACUCAAUGAGUUACAGCUAUAGAAUCAUCAUGAUUAUACAGCUCUCCUCAAGAGUCAGAACCUCGCAGCUCUGAAGAUCAAGGAGUGGAAAGUUCUUCACCAGCCCUGAGAUCUCAAGAGUGGUAUUUGCGAAACCAGCUACUUUGACUAAAAUCCUUCUGGAAUCUGCCUUGCUUGUAUCCCAUCUAUGCAAGACUUCAUCAUGGGCAGUGGCUAUUACAACAUAUUGGCUACCGUGUUGCUGGUCAUGAAUUUUGAGAGGACGAGACCAAUGCAGGAUUCUUGUAGCAAAUGCCCAGCAGGUACUUUCUGUGAGAAAAACAAGGAUCACAUCUGCAUUGCUUGCCCUUCAAAUAGUUUCUCCAGCACCAGUGGACAGAGGGCCUGUGACAUAUGCAGGCAGUGUGAAGGUGUUUUCAGGACCAAGAAAAUGUGUUCCCCCACCAGCAAUGCAGAGUGUGAGUGCAUCUCAGGAUUCCACUGCUUGGGGGAAAGAUGUACCAUGUGUGAGCAGGAUUGUAAACAAGGUCAAGAAUUAACCAAAGAAGGUUGUAAAGACUGCUGCUUUGGGACAUUUAAUGAUCAGAAACAUGGGACCUGUCGACCCUGGACAAACUGUUCGUUGGAUGGCAAGUCUGUACUUGUGAACGGGACGAAGGAACGUGAUGUGCUAUGUGGACCAGCUUCGUCCGACUUCUUUCCACCUGCAACCUCUGCCACCAUACCCGCCCCUGCAAGAGAUCCAGGGCCUACCUCCCAGAUCCUCGUCGUCUUCCUUGCGCUCACGUCAGCUGCCGCGCUGUUCCUGGUGUUCCUUCUGGCUCUCUGUUUCUCUAUUGCUAAACACAGCAGAAAGAAACUCCUGUACUUACUCAAACGACCGUUUAUGAGACCAGUACAAACCGCCCAAGAGGAAGAUGCCUGUAGCUGCCGAUUUCCAGAAGAAGAAGAAGGAGAGUGUGUUCACACUAUUCUGUGAAGCAGCCGCUGGGACUGUCUUGAGAAGAAUCAGCACAGAAACAUGAGUGAUCCCUCUAUCGUAGCUUUCUAAAUCGAAAAAGACCAUCCUAGAUAAGACUCAGGAUUACCCCCCAAGUUUUCUCAGAAUGCUAACAGGUUGGCCUUUAAAAAAUGUAUCCCUUUUAAGUGGAUGUGUGGGACCGGGGCAUUUUCUAGAUAAUGUUUAAUAGCCUUGAGAUGCUUUCUUUUCUUUUCUUUUCUUUUUUUGUUUUUGAAUUCUAAAGAGACUUAUACUUCAAAUGAAAUCAUGUGGGCCAAUGGUCCAGCUAAAAUGAUAAUCAAAUUUAAUUCCAUUUUGUGUGUGUGUGUGUGUGUGUGUGCGCGCUAAUAAGACAAAAAGCCAUAAGAUGCAGGAAAUACCCCCAACCGAAUCUUCCUUUGGUUCAGACAUUCGACACAAUGAGCUCUACUAAUGUGAGGAGGGAAAUUAUGACAGGGCCCAAAUUUGAGGUCAAGGGCAAAAUAUCUCAGACCUUCAGGAAGAGUUUUGGAAAGAGUUCGGAUGUCUUUGCACAUCUUGUGGUCCCCUCCACCCUUGUGUCUUCUGCUUUGUGACUCUCCUCUCCGAGACAGGGUUUAUGUUUUGUUGUUGUUGUUGUUGUUUAAUGUUUUUUUUUUAAUUUACUAGUGAAGUGUAAUUGACAAGCAAUGUUAUAUUCGUUUCCAGUGUAGAACAUAGUGGCUCAAUUCUGUACAUUACUCAAGCUCACCACGAUUAUAAGUGUAGUCCCAAUCUGUCACCAUAGGAUGUCAUUACAGUGUCAUUGACUGUACUCCCUGUGCUAUACUCGUCAUCCCUGUGCCUUAUUUAUUUUACAACUGGAAGUUUGUGUCUCUUGAGCCCCUUCAUCUGUUUUGCCCAUUAAAAAGAAUUGGCUUAUGUGUUUUUAAUUCUUAAAACCAUUAAACAUAAUAUUUGAUAUACUAAUCGAGGAAACGGGUAGGAAUGAACAAUUCUAGAAUGAACACCCGUGAGCCCGUAGCCCAACCAGGGUCCGAGAGCAGAAGUUGCCAGACCCCGAAGGACCAAAUCUGAGGCUUUGUAUGGCUUCUGAGCUAAACGUGAUUUUUACAUGUUUAAAUUGUGAAAAACAAAUCAAAAUAAGACUAAUAUCUCAUGACAUGUAUGUAUGUAUGUAUGUAUGUAUGUAUGUAUGUGAAGUUAAAAUUUCGGAGUCCAUAAAUAAAAUUUUAUGGGAACACUCAGCCACACUCAGGUGGCUUUUGCAUCACAACAGCAGAGUUGAGUAGUUGUGCAAGAGACUGUAUGGUCUCUACAGAGCCUAAAAUAUGUAACAUCUGACCCUUUAUAGGGUCAGGGUCAAGGUCAGAGCAUCCUCUCCGUGUUGCUUUUCCUCCCUCAUCUUCUGCCUACCUCUCCACCUCACCCCCAGGCACCGUCUCUCAGGAACAUCAAUUCGAUCGAUUCCCUUGCUUUAAAAAAAAUCAUUGCUCACAUAUGUAUGUACUCCAAAACUACGUUAUUUAGUUUCGCUUGUUUUUUAGCCUUAUGACAAUGAUAUUACACUGUAUGUGACUUGGUUUAAUCACUCAAAGUUCUAUUUAUAAGAUUCAUUCAUAUAAUUGUGUGUAACUAGAAUGCAUUCAUUUUAACGAUUGUAUAAUUUUGCAAAUAUACCAUAAUUUAUCAAUG
This is a messenger RNA of Acinonyx jubatus (cheetah), 10185 nucleotides long. RefSeq names its product TNF receptor superfamily member 9 (gene TNFRSF9). Gene Ontology annotation, biological process: apoptotic process; negative regulation of cell population proliferation. The transcript is spliced from 16 exons. Gene Ontology annotation, cellular component: external side of plasma membrane. Gene Ontology annotation, molecular function: cytokine binding; signaling receptor activity. Bases 7699 to 8490 code for a protein of 263 amino acids. Lineage: Eukaryota; Metazoa; Chordata; Mammalia; Carnivora; Felidae. The record is from RefSeq and is a predicted model, not a curated record.